Molecule: messenger RNA, 843 nt
Organism: Racocetra fulgida
Lineage: Eukaryota; Fungi; Glomeromycota; Glomeromycetes; Diversisporales; Gigasporaceae
Source: the annotation of a GenBank genome assembly
AUGACGGCUACACAAUAUAAACAACUAAAUAAAUUAUAUGAAAAUAGAGGAUUAACCUAUCGCAAGCCAAAUAUUACCUCCUCUACCACACAUCGCCAGUCAUACAAAGAAGCUCUCCUUAAAACUACUACCAAUCCCACUUCCACAUCUCAUAGCAACACACAAACCCCCAAAUCUAAUUCCACACGAUUUUGGAACCAAAUCAACUUAACUCAGACCCCAAAUCCCAACACAAGCACAUCACACACCUACAAUAUCAAUCAUAAUCAAUCUAAUCAGUCACCUAAAGAAAUUAAUGACAAUUAUGAUCAGAAAAACACACUCAUCAAGCUUCGAUCAGACAUAGACCAACUAUUUAUAGUCAAUGACAUCUCAAUUAAUACUCUUUUACAUAGGACACCACAACACAUCAUUAAAAGAUAUAAACGCAAAAGAUAUGCAUACAAAGUCAAAAAUGUAACAGACCAAACCUGGACAGAAUAUCAAGCACUUUCAGCCGAGUUUUUCAAUCAACAUCACACUUCAUCAACAUCACUGAACUCACAAUGGACUCACAUAAAGAAAUCACUCAUACAAGCAGCAAAUGCAACCCUCAAAAAAAUCAAUAUCAAUAUGAAUAACCAUAUUCCCAAAAUAGUCAGUAUCACUCAAAAACAAGUUUCCAUACUUAAUGCCAUAAUCUAUUUUCACUCACACUCCAACAAUCCUAAUGAAGCAAAUAACACAAUCCAAGCUCUCAUCCAUAAAUAUAACAACAUAGAUCCUUCAUCUCCCUCCCUUCCAGACAAUAAUCAAGAUCCAGAAUGGAUACAAAAAAUCAUUUCACUUAGAAAAAUCUUAUCA